Molecule: messenger RNA, 348 nt
Organism: Acanthoscelides obtectus
Lineage: Eukaryota; Metazoa; Arthropoda; Insecta; Coleoptera; Chrysomelidae
Source: the annotation of a GenBank genome assembly
AUGAUACCGUAUCAAGGACGCUUAGUUUUCAAACAGUAUAACCCUAUGAAAACUCAUAAAUAUGGGAUAAAAGUGUUCAAGCUGUGUUGCGAUAACGGUUAUACUUGGAACCUUAGUAUUUAUGCUGGAAAAGAAAAAGAACAAGCCAAAAACAGAAAUCGUGCUGGAAAUCCCGUCAGUGUUACAAAGAAAAAACUGAAAAAAGGUGAAAUCACUGCAAAAGAAAAUGAGAGGGGCAUCUGUAUUCUAAAAUGGAGAGACAAAAGAGACGUCCUUGUCCUUUCUACUUGUCAUACAGAUGACACAGUGCACGGCGUGGACACGUUAUUCACAAGCCGAAAGCCAUAA